Molecule: messenger RNA, 1032 nt
Organism: Puma concolor (puma)
Lineage: Eukaryota; Metazoa; Chordata; Mammalia; Carnivora; Felidae
Source: RefSeq, a predicted model, not a curated record
AUGCCUCGUGGUCAGAAGAGUAAGCUCCGUGCUCGUGAGAAACGCCGCCUUAACAGAGCCGAGACCCAAGGUCUUAAGAGUGCUCAGGCAGCUACAGCAGAGGAAGAAGAGGCUACUCCUUCCUCCUCUCCUGUUCUUGGGGGUGCUUCCUCAAGCUCCCCUAUUGCUGGCACUUCCCAGGAGCCUCAAAAAGCCCCAGCCACCACCAGGGCUGCUGCACGUGCUUCACGGCGAAGAUCUAAGGCAGGUGCCAAGAGCCAGGUUGAGGAAAGUAAAAAUUCCUCUCUGGCCUCAACUUCCACCGGGAAAGCUCAAAACGAUCCUCUAAGCGGGAAGGUGGGGAUGUUGGUACAGUUUCUGCUGUAUAAGUAUAAAUUGAAGGAGCCCAUUAAGAAGAUAGACAUGAUGAAGAUCGUCCACAAAAGGAACAGGGAGCAGUUCGCUGAGAUCCUCAGGAGAGCCACUGAGCGCAUGGAUCUGGUCUUUGGCCUCAAAUUAAAGGAAGUCAAGCCUGGCAGUAACUCCUACACCCUCACCAGCAACCUAGACCUCACCGACGAUGGCACUAUGAAUAAUCUCUGGGGCUUUCCGAAGAAUGGGCUUCUCAUGCCUCUCCUAGGUGUCAUCUUCUUGGAUGGCAACUGCACCUCUGAGGAGCAGAUCUGGGAAUUCCUGAAUAUUUUGGGCAUCUAUGAUGGAAGGAGGCACUUCAUCUUCGGGGAGCCCAGGAAGCUCAUCACCCAAGAUUUCGUGCAGGAAAAGUACCUGGAGUACCGCCAGGUGCCCGGCAGCAAUCCUCCACGCUUUCAGUUCCUAUGGGGCCCCAGAGCCCAUGCUGAAACCAGCAAGAGGAAAGUCCUCGAGUUUUUGGCCAAGGUCCACGAUACCAUCCCCAGUGCCUUCCUGCCCCAUUAUGAAGAGGCUCUGCGAGAUGAGGAAGAGAGAGCCCAAGCCAGAGCUGCAACCAAGCAUGCCUCUACUGCCAAGGCCACUGCAUGUUCCCAGGCCACAUCUGGCCACUCUUCUUCCUAG